Messenger RNA from Gryllus bimaculatus (two-spotted cricket), 930 nucleotides. The record is from the annotation of a GenBank genome assembly. NCBI's taxonomy places the organism in Eukaryota, Metazoa, Arthropoda, Insecta, Orthoptera, Gryllidae.
AUGGCAGACGUACAGUUGCGCGUGCUGACCAACAGCCUGCGGAUGGAGCCGGUGGUGGCGGCGGCGGCGGCGGCCGAGGCGGAGGUGGUGGCGGCCGCGGUGGCGGAGGCGGAGGCCGAGUUGGCGCCCGACGUGCUGCCCGUGGGCGGGGAGCGCGCUCGCCGCCUGGCGGAGCUGUCCGCCAAGCUGUACCCCGGCGGGUUGGUGCGCGUGGGCAGCGUGGGUGGAGGCAAGGGCUGCGUGCUGCCGGCGGCCUACGUGCCGCACGUGGAGGCCGUGCGAGGGAUGGCCGUGCGCCCGGACGACGUGUGGGUGGUGGCGCCCCCCAAGUGCGGUACCACGUGGAUGCAAGAACUCGUGUGGCUCUUAGUCAACAAUCUAGAUUUUGAUGCGGCGAAACAACAGCCAUUGGUGGACAGAUUUCCAAAUUUAGAAGAAGCCAAGGAUGUUGCAGUAUCGUACUUCCACCACGAUCGUCUUCUAAAUGGAUACUCAGGAGAUCAAGACUUUCAUUUUGAGUGCUUCAUGGAGGACCUUCUGAUUUAUACUCCAUUUUGGGAUCACGUUCUGGAAUUUUGGGAGAUGAGGAAGCAGAAACCGAAUAUUUUAUUCGUGUUAUUUGAAGACAUGAAAAAAGACCUGCCGGCGACGAUCCGCAAGGUGGCCACGUUCCUGGGGCGGGAGGUGUCGGCGGCGCAGGUGGCGGGCCUGAGCGACCACCUGGACUUCCAGAGCAUGCGCGACAACCCGGCGGUGAACCGGGUGCCGCAGCUGGAGGCCGAGCGCGGGCCGCUGGCGCCCGAGCAGCGCUUCCUGCGGCGCGGGGAGGUGGGCGACGGCCGGCGCGUCAUGGCGCCCACCACGGCCGCGCGCCUCGACACCUGGUCGCGCCAGCACCUCGCCGGCUCCGACUUCCCCUGGCGCCCCUAG